AAAAGAAAAAACAAAAAAAACAAACAAAACAAAUAGAACAAAAUAAAGAAAAAAUACAACAACAACAGCAAACAAGUGAAGAAACGAACAAUGAAAUUAUGGCACCAUUACCCAGCCCAGUGACAGAUGUAAGUACAACACAAGAACAUAAAACAGAAGAAAAGAAAGAGGAAGGAAAACAUAAAAUAGAUACAAAAGAAAAAGAAAAAGAAGAAACACACAUACUUAAAAACUUUAUAGGAACUGAACAUGAAGAUAAUAUACAAAUAAUAACCUUAGAAGAUAAAAAAACAUGUGAACAACAACACAUAACAGUAAAAAAUAAACCAUUAUAUCAAUCACAACAAAAAAUUAUACAACCUAAACCAGCAGAUGAAGCACAACACAAACCAGCAGAUGAAGCACAACACAAACCAACAGAUGUAGCACUACAUAAACCAACAGAUGUAGCACUACAUAAACCAACAGAUGCAGCACAACAAUUAACCUUAACAGAUAAAACAGAUGUUAAAGAAAAACACUUAUCUAUACAAGAACAAUUAAUAGGUAACAUAGGAAAGGUAAAUGUAGGACCGAAAAAGGAUGAUAAGAUUAAAAAUAUUACUAAGAAACAUGAAAAGAAAGUUCAAAAACACACACAUGUUGAUAAGAAAAAAGAACAAACAGAAGAACACAAACAUGAUGAUCAGAAAAAAGAACAAACAGAAGAACACAAACAUGAUGAUAAGAAAAAAGAACAAACAGAAGAACACAAACAUGAUGAUAAGAAAAAAGAACAAACAGAAGAACACAAACAUGAUGAUAAGAAAAAAGAACAAACAGAAGAACACAAACAUGAUGAUAAGAAAGAGGACAAAAAAGAAGAAUCUGAAGAAGAUUCAGAUGAAGAAUCAGAGGAAGAAUCAGAGGAAGGAUCAGAUGAAGAAUCAGAGGAAGAAUCAGAAGAAGGAUCAGAAGAGGAAUCAGAAGAAGAAUCAGAGGAAGGAUCAGAAGAGGAAUCAGAAGGUGAAGACGAUGAUGAAGAUGAAGAAGAUGAAGAAGAUGACGAUGAAGAUGAAGAAGAUGACGAUGAAGAUGAAGAAGAUGAUGAAGAUGAAGACGAUGAAGAAGACGAUGAUGAUGAAAACGAUGAUGAUGAAAACGAUGAUGAUGAAGACGAUGAUGAAGAAGACGAUGAAGAUGAAGAAGAUGAAGACGAUGAUGAAGAAGAAGAAGAUGAAGACAAUGAAGAAUCAGAAAAAAAUAAAAAAACAAAUUUGAGAAAAAAUGCCUAA
Messenger RNA from Plasmodium gaboni, 1274 nucleotides. RefSeq names its product glutamic acid-rich protein. The annotation marks the transcript as partial. NCBI's taxonomy places the organism in Eukaryota, Apicomplexa, Aconoidasida, Haemosporida, Plasmodiidae. The record is from RefSeq and is a predicted model, not a curated record. The transcript has a single exon.